AUGUUUCCAACAUCCAUCCUAGGCCGUCCGUGCACUUUAAACCAUCCACACAUCCAUCCCAGGGCAUCCAGGUAUUUCUAUCCACAUAUCCAUCCCAGGGCCAUCCGUGACCAGGCUCGACGUUGCCCAGGGCAACCAAGCCUGGCUAUCCAUUGCCUCUGUCCAUCCACAUAUCCAUCCUCAACUCCUGCCUCUCCUAUCCACACGUCCAUCCUAGGGCUAUCCAUGUUUCAUCCACAUAUCCAUCCUAGGGCUAUCCGUGCCUCUGUCUAUCCACAUAUCCAUCCCAGGGCUAGCUAUCUGGUAUUGUCUAUCCACAUAUCCAUCCUAGGGCCAUCCAAGCCGUCUGUCUAUCCACACAUCCAUCCUAGGGCUAUCAACGUGAUCUGGCUAUCCAACCUCUGUCUAUCAUCUGGUAUUUCUAAGCCAUCACCCAUCCGUCCUCUGUCUAUCCACAUAUCCAUCCCUAGGGCUAUCCGUGACUGUCUAUCCACAAUCCAUCCUGGGCUAUCCGUGCCUCUGUCUAUCCACAUAUCCAUCCCUAGGCUAUCCGUGCCUCUGUCUAUCCACAUAUCCAUCCUAGGGCCAUCCGUGCCUCUGUUCUUUCCAAAUCCAUCCAGGGCCAUCCAACUAUCCACACAUCCAUCCUAG
Acanthosepion pharaonis is the source of this 651-nucleotide messenger RNA. The record is from the annotation of a GenBank genome assembly. Lineage: Eukaryota; Metazoa; Mollusca; Cephalopoda; Sepiida; Sepiidae.